This is a messenger RNA of Hyalella azteca, 462 nucleotides long. Its product is annotated as proline-rich receptor-like protein kinase PERK2. Bases 1 to 462 code for a protein of 153 amino acids. The transcript has a single exon. NCBI's taxonomy places the organism in Eukaryota, Metazoa, Arthropoda, Malacostraca, Amphipoda, Hyalellidae. The record is from RefSeq and is a predicted model, not a curated record.
AUGUACCAACCAGGGGCGUCCACUCAAGCGGUGCAGCUCAAUAGUAACACCUGUCACUCUGCCACCCGUCAUCCCGACACCCGUCAUCCCGACACCCGUCAUCCCGACACCCGUGUCACCCCGACGCCUGUCACCCCGACGCCUGUCACCCUGAAACCUGUCACCCCGACGCCUGUCACCCCGACGCCUGUCACCCCGACGCCUGUCACCCCGACGCCUGUCACCCCGACACUUGUCCCUCUACCAGCCGCCACUCCGACACCUGCAACUCUACCACUUUCCAUUCCACCAGCUGUCAACAUAAGACCUGCCUCCCCUCCACCCGUCGCUCUGCUUCUUUCCCUUUCACUGGUUGCUACCUUCCAUCCUCCACUUGCCACUUCACCACUCACCCCUCGACCACCUCCAACCGCCGCACUUCGUGCAACUCUACGUGCUUCUGUAUCGGUUCUUACGACUUGA